Molecule: messenger RNA, 6659 nt
Organism: Suncus etruscus (white-toothed pygmy shrew)
Lineage: Eukaryota; Metazoa; Chordata; Mammalia; Eulipotyphla; Soricidae
Gene: KDM5A
Product: lysine demethylase 5A
Exons: 28
Coding region: 1-5088 (1695 amino acids)
Biological process (GO): chromatin remodeling
Cellular component (GO): nucleus
Molecular function (GO): histone demethylase activity; DNA binding
Source: RefSeq, a predicted model, not a curated record
AUGGCGGGCCCGGGUCCGGGUCCGGGUCCGAGCCCGGGCGUGUACGCGGCCGAGUUCGUGCCGCCGCCCGAGUGCCCCGUGUUCGAGCCGAGCGGGGAGGACUUCGCCGACCCGCUGGGCUUCAUCGGCCGCAUCCGGCCGCUGGCGGAGAAGACGGGCAUCUGCAAGAUCCGCCCGCCCAAGGAUUGGCAGCCUCCAUUUGCCUGUGAAGUAAAAAGCUUUCGUUUCACUCCGAGGGUACAGCGCCUGAAUGAACUUGAGGCAAUGACCAGAGUGAGAUUGGACUUCUUGGAUCAACUAGCAAAAUUUUGGGAACUUCAGGGAUCGACAUUGAAGAUUCCUGUGGUGGAGAGAAAGAUUCUGGAUUUGUAUUCUUUGAGCAAGAUUGUUGCCAGCAAAGGAGGUUUUGAAAUGGUCACCAAGGAGAAGAAAUGGUCUAAAGUGGGGAACCGCUUAGGAUAUCUGCCAGGAAAAGGAACUGGAUCUCUUUUGAAGUCACACUAUGAAAAAAUUCUCUACCCAUAUGAACUUUUCCAAUCUGGUGUCAGUCUUAUGGGUGUACAAAUGCCUAAUUUAGGUCUUAAGGAAAAAGUGGAGCCUGAGGUUCUUGGCACUGAUGUCCAAACAUCCCCAGAGCCUGGUACAAGAAUGAACAUUCUGCCGAAGAGAACAAGACGUGUCAAGUCUCAGUCAGAUACUGGAGAAAUGACUCGAAAUACAGAACUGAAGAAACUUCGAAUUUUUGGGGCUGGCCCUAAAGUUGUGGGCCUGACAGUGGGAACAAAAGAUAAAGAAGAUGAGGUCUCUCGGAGACGAAAAGUUACCAACAGGUCAGACGCAUUUAACAUGCAAAUGAGACAACGGAAAGGAACGCUCUCUGUUAACUUUGUCGAUCUCUAUGUGUGUAUGUUUUGUGGUCGGGGAAAUAAUGAAGAUAAGUUGCUUUUGUGUGACGGAUGUGAUGACAGUUAUCAUACGUUUUGUUUAAUUCCCCCUCUACCCGAUGUUCCCAAAGGAGACUGGAGGUGUCCAAAAUGUGUUGCUGAGGAAUGUAAUAAGCCUCGAGAAGCCUUUGGAUUUGAACAAGCUGUGCGGGAGUAUACACUUCAGAGUUUUGGAGAGAUGGCAGAUAAUUUUAAGUCUGAUUAUUUCAAUAUGCCAGUCCAUAUGGUUCCCACCGAGUUAGUAGAAAAGGAAUUCUGGCGGCUGGUGAGCAGCAUUGAAGAAGACGUUAUUGUGGAAUAUGGAGCUGAUAUCUCUUCAAAAGACUUUGGGAGUGGAUUUCCUGUGAAGGAUGGCCAGAGAAAGAUGCUUCCAGAAGAAGAGGAAUAUGCACUUUCUGGUUGGAACUUGAAUAACAUGCCUGUCCUGGAACAGUCUGUUCUUGCACAUAUUAAUGUGGAUAUCUCUGGUAUGAAGGUUCCAUGGCUCUAUGUUGGGAUGUGUUUCUCUUCCUUUUGCUGGCAUAUUGAAGAUCACUGGAGUUAUUCAAUCAACUAUUUGCACUGGGGAGAACCAAAGACGUGGUAUGGAGUGCCAUCUCAUGCUGCAGAACAGCUGGAGGAGGUGAUGAGGGAGCUGGCACCUGAAUUAUUUGAAUCCCAGCCUGAUCUUCUACAUCAGUUAGUCACCAUUAUGAACCCCAAUGUGCUAAUGGAACAUGGUGUACCUGUGUACAGGACCAAUCAAUGUGCUGGCGAGUUUGUUGUGACAUUUCCUCGUGCCUAUCACUCUGGAUUCAAUCAGGGCUACAACUUCGCUGAAGCUGUGAACUUCUGUACUGCUGACUGGUUACCCAUUGGACGUCAGUGUGUUACUCAUUAUCGAAGGUUGAGGCGCCAUUGUGUCUUUUCACAUGAGGAACUCAUUUUCAAAAUGGCAGCAGAUCCAGACUGCUUAGAUGUUGGACUGGCUGCUAUGGUGUGCAAAGAAUUGACUCUCAUGACUGAAGAAGAGACAAGAUUGAGAGAGACUGUUGUACAAAUGGGUGUCCUGAUGUCAGAAGAAGAAGUGUUUGAACUUGUUCCUGAUGAUGAACGACAGUGCUCAGCAUGCAGAACCACAUGUUUUCUCUCUGCUCUCACGUGCUCCUGUAAUCCAGAACGACUUGUUUGUCUCUAUCACCCAACAGAUCUGUGCCCCUGCCCUAUGCAGAAGAAAUGUCUUAGGUAUCGUUACCCGUUAGAAGACCUUCCUUCUUUGCUAUAUGGUGUGAAAGUCAGGGCACAGUCCUAUGACACUUGGGUCAGUCGUGUAACAGAAGCAUUGUCUGCCAACUUCAGCCACAAGAAAGACUUGAUUGAAUUACGGGUAAUGCUGGAAGAUGCUGAAGAUAGGAAGUACCCAGAAAAUGACCUCUUUCGAAAACUUAGGGAUGCUGUUAAAGAAGCUGAAACCUGUGCUUCUGUGGCUCAACUGCUUCUGAGCAAAAAGCAGAAACACAGGCAGAACCCAGAUAGUGGGAGGACUCGGACCAAACUAACAGUGGAAGAAUUGAAGGCUUUUGUUCAACAGCUUUUUAGUCUUCCGUGUGUCAUCAGCCAAGCUCGACAAGUAAAGAAUCUGCUUGAUGAUGUGGAAGAAUUUCAUGAACGAGCUCAAGAGGCCAUGAUGGACGAAACCCCAGACUCUUCCAAACUCCAGCUGUUGAUAGAUAUGGGUUCUAGUCUCUAUGUGGAGUUACCUGAAUUAGCACGACUAAAGCAAGAGCUGCAACAGGCUCGAUGGUUGGAUGAAGUUAGACUGACCUUGUCAGAUCCACAACAAGUCACUUUGGACGUCAUGAAGAAACUGAUAGACUCCGGGGUGGGAUUAGCUCCCCACCAUGCUGUGGAGAAAGCAAUGGCUGAACUACAGGAACUCCUUACAGUCUCUGAGCGAUGGGAAGAGAAGGCUAAGGUCUGCCUACAGGCAAGACCACGACACAGCAUGGCAAGUUUAGAAAGCAUUGUAAAUGAAGCUAAGAAUAUUCCAGCCUUUCUUCCCAAUGUGUUAUCUCUUAAAGAAGCUUUACAAAAGGCUAGAGAAUGGACAAGCAAAGUGGAAGCUAUUCAGAGUGGCAGCAACUAUGCUUAUUUGGAGCAGCUGGAGAGCUUAUCUGCUAAAGGGCGUCCUAUCCCUGUGCGGCUGGAUGCAUUGCCUCAAGUCGAAUCCCAGGUAGCUGCAGCUCGGGCUUGGAGAGAACGAACUGGGCGGACCUUUCUGAAGAAGAAUUCUAGUCAUACAUUGCUACAGGUGCUAAGUCCUCGAACUGACAUUGGUAUAUAUGGGAGUGGUAAAAACAGAAGGAAAAAAGUAAAGGAACUAAUAGAAAAAGAGAAGGAAAAGGAUUUGGACCUUGAACCGCUGAGUGAUCUGGAUGAAGGAUUGGAGGAAACCAGGGAUACAGCCAUGGUGGUGGCAGUUUUCAAAGAACGUGAACAAAAAGAGAUUGAAGCCAUGCAUUCCCUCAGAGCAGCCAACCUAGCCAAGAUGACAAUGGUGGACCGUAUAGAAGAAGUAAAAUUUUGCAUUUGUCGCAAGACUGCCAGUGGAUUUAUGCUACAGUGUGAGCUCUGCAAAGACUGGUUCCAUAAUAGCUGUGUUCCCCUUCCUAAAUCAAGUUCCCAGAAAAAAGGAUCUAGCUGGCAGGCUAAAGAAGUUAAAUUCCUUUGCCCUCUUUGUAUGAGGUCUCGAAGACCAAGACUAGAGACUAUUUUGUCACUCCUGGUAUCCCUUCAGAAAUUGCCAGUACGAUUGCCUGAAGGAGAGGCUUUGCAGUGUUUGACUGAACGUGCUAUGAGUUGGCAAGACAGAGCACGGCAGGCCCUAGCCACAGAUGAACUGUCCUCUGCCCUGGCCAAACUCUCUGUGUUAAGUCAGCGUAUGGUAGAACAGGCAGCUCGAGAAAAAACAGAGAAGAUUAUCAGUGCAGAACUCCAAAAGGCAGCUGCCAAUCCAGACUUACAGGGACACUUACCUAGUUUCCAGCAGUCUGCUUUCAACCGUGUGGUGAGCAGUGUAUCUUCUUCCCCUCGACAAACAGUGGAAUAUGAUGAUGAAGAAACAGAUUCCGAUGAAGACAUUCGAGAGACAUACGGCUAUGACGUGAAGGACACAGCCAGUGUGAAGUCUUCCAGUAGUUUGGAACCCAAUCUGUUUUGUGAUGAAGAGAUUCCCAUCAAAUCUGAGGAGGUGGUGACUCACAUGUGGACAGCACCUUCAUUCUGUGCAGAACAUGCUUAUUCUUCUGCUUCUAAGAGUUGCUCUCAAGUUUCUAGCACUCCAAGGAAACAACCUCGGAAGAGCCCUUUGGUACCUCGAAGCUUGGAACCUCCAGUUUUGGAGUUGUCACCUGGAGCUAAAGCCCAAUUAGAAGAACUUAUGAUGGUUGGAGAUCUCCUAGAAGUGUCUCUGGAUGAGACUCAACAUAUCUGGCGGAUUUUGCAGGCCACACAUCCACCUUCUGAAGACAGAUUUCUGCAUAUUAUGGAGGAUGACAGCAUGGAGGAAAAACCAUUGAAAAUAAAAGGAAAAGAUUCUUCAGAGAAGAAACGGAAACGGAAGCUAGAGAAGGCAGAACAGUUUUUUGGAGAAGGAAAACAGAAGUCCAAGGAAUUGAAGAAAAUGGAUAAACCUAAAAAGAAGAAAUUAAAAUUAAAUGCAGAAAAAACAAAAGAACUAAACAAACUUGCCAAGAAACUAGCUAAAGAAGAAGAGAGGAAGAAAAAAAAGGAAAAGGCUGCUGCAGCCAAGGUUGAACUGGUGAAAGAGAAUACUGAGAAGAAGAGGGAGAAAAAGGUGCUGGACAUCCCCUCAAAGUAUGACUGGUCAGGAGCUGAGGAAUCUGAUGACGAGAAUGCUGUGUGUGCAGCACAAAACUGUCAGAGGCCCUGCAAGGACAAGGUAGACUGGGUACAGUGUGAUGGUGGCUGUGAUGAGUGGUUUCAUCAAGUUUGUGUGGGUGUAUCUCCAGAAAUGGCUGAGAAUGAAGAUUACAUCUGUAUAAACUGUGCAAAGAAGCAAGGGCCAGAUAGCCCAGAUCAAGCACCUCCUUCCUUCAUAAUGAGCUACAAACUACCAAUGGAAGAUCUUAAGGAGACUAGCUAGCAGAUGCUGGGUUAGUCUGGGACAUGAGAGAAGUGGACCACAUUAAGACCAUAGUCACCAAGUACAGUGCUUUAGAUCUACUUGGAGUAUUGCUUCCAAAGACAAAUGGCGUUCAGAGAAAGUCCUCUUAGCUGACUUCCUCUUUGCAUGGACUGUGUGAUCUACAGUCUCUAUCAACACAUCUACGCAUAAGGUGUCUUCUUUGGUACAGUAGCUGAUAAUGCAAUUCGUGUCUCCUCAGAGCGUGUUUUGCUGCAUAAGGCCUGAUAUUUGAUUCAAUUCAAGAAUGAUUGGUUAGCGUUAAUAUGUUGGUAUGCUAGCAGGGCACACAGGAUGUGGCUUAUGACCAGUUUAUAGGAAAAGUUGACAACCAAGGGGCAGUACUAUCUGGAAGUGCUGAUUGCUUGGAUUUCUGUUAGGGAGUUGGAGAGGAGUACCACUUGCAUUCCGUGUUGUUACUUGGCAUUUAGAUGCCCUUCUGAUACAACUAGGAGAGGAAUAAGUGUAAAAACUACUACUUCUAGAAUUUUUGAGACUGUAGCAGUUUAUACACCUCACUUUCUUGUGCUGACUUGCACCAAGAAGAAAAUCCCAAAUGAGAGGCAGAGUACUUAUCUUCCUGAGGAGGAUGCCAUUUAGUUGAGAACUCUCACUAGAUUGCAUUCUGGAAAGAAUCUUUGAGAAACCUUUCCAUCUUGGGUCUGUUUAGAGAAGAACAGGUACAUCGAUCCAGACUUUGCAGAAGAGAAGAAGACAAGUUCAGAUACUGUACUGAGCCACGGUGAUGCAUGCUUUUGGGGGAACCUUCAUUCACAAGUAUACCAGAUACCACCAGGCUUCAGGCAUGGCCGUGAGCAACAAGCCCAGCCAAUUACAGCUUUCGCCUUGCAGCCCCGACCCCAGUGUCUACAGUUUCCAGUACUGGCGAUUUCUGAUUGUGGCCCAGAGCAGAUGCAGUUGAGUAGCACCAUGGCUUCAUCAGGAUGUGAGGUGGUACCACGUGCCUCUGGAUGAUGAAGUUGUUUUAGUAAAUCCAUUUUCUAAAAAAGGACCCGUUUUUACUUUUUCUAAAUGUCUCUGACUACUGACUUGUAUAAAUAGAUUAUUUUUCCUUUUUUAAUAUACAUAUAUGAAUAUAUGAAUAUAUAUUUACUGUUACCAGCAGCAUAUGACAGUUUCAGCAUUGAAAAUUCAUUUGGGGCUUCCUUUUUCUUGCAUUUUAAUAAUAAUAUUAAAAAAUCCCAUUCCUUCCUUGUAGUACAAGGAGUUAGCGCUUCCUUCUCCAUGCUAGUCCGACCAGAUUUUCCACCUUAUUUUUGUCCAGAUAGUCAGUCAAGAUUUCCUUCAUGUGUUGGGACUUGUCCCUGUCUGUUGGGAAACAGUUUUACUGUAUCUUUGAUGACUGUUUUGUAUGUGAAUGUUUGAAACUAUGGUGCUGUGUCUUCCUCCUGUUCUCUGUUCUUGUUAAGAUGUUAGGUAAGCUGUCUGAACACUUACUUACUAGAGGGGGACUCUUUGUUUUUUUAAAGGGCGAACAAUCCUAACUCACUAAAAGUGUUUUGUCUUCACUA